Molecule: messenger RNA, 600 nt
Organism: Trichechus manatus latirostris (Florida manatee)
Lineage: Eukaryota; Metazoa; Chordata; Mammalia; Sirenia; Trichechidae
Gene: TAFA4
Product: TAFA chemokine like family member 4
Exons: 6
Coding region: 1-600 (199 amino acids)
Biological process (GO): macrophage chemotaxis; phagocytosis
Molecular function (GO): receptor ligand activity
Source: RefSeq, a predicted model, not a curated record
AUGUCCCUGCGCAUCUGUGCAGAGAUGAGAGUCUGUGCUAAGUCAGUGUUGCUGUCACACGGGCUCUUCUUGGCCUACGUGUUGAUGGUAUGCUGCAAGCUGCUGUCCGCCUCGAGCCAGCACCUCCGGGGACACACAGGCCACCACCAAAUCAGGCAAGGGACCUGUGAGGUGGUGGCCGUGCACAGGUGCUGCAAUAAAAACCGCAUCGAAGAGCGGUCCCAAACGGUCAAGUGUUCCUGCUUCCCGGGACAGGUUGCUGGCACAACUCGGGCACAGCCUUCAUGUGUUGAAGCUUCCAUCGUGAUACAGAAAUGGUGGUGUCACAUGGAUCCCUGUUUGGAAGGAGAGGACUGUAAAGUGCUGCCCGAUUACUCAGGUUGGUCCUGUAGCAGUGGCAAUAAAGUCAAAACGACCAAGGCACAUAGAGUAAAUUCACUUGUGGAGCUGCGAGUGGCUUCCACGAAGAGCUUGGUGUCCACGGAAGCUCUGUUUUUUCUUAAAAUCAGCACUGACCUUACACCACAGCCUCUGCCCAAGAGUGAAGAGCAGUGGUUCUCAUCCAGAGGCAAUUUAAUUUUUCCCCCAGGGGACAUCUGA